AUGUCUGAGCAACGUCGACAGGUAGUACCCGCACAGCUGGGCUUUCUAGCCAUCUACAACCCUUCCCUUGGAACCACCGAUGAUACAUUCGACAAUCAAAUUGUUUAUUAUUACUCCUCGAUCAAGCAGAAUGGACACAAGAAAAGAGGUUCCACGGAUACAAAAGAGGCGCGUGCCUUUGCGAAGGAGCAAAAGAAUGAACAGUUAAGGCAGAUUGGACUUGCUCAGGGCAUGGUAGAAUUUGGGAGAAGCUUUUCUGAGGGUAAAUCUGUGGAUACUAUAGAGACUGAGAAAUCUCGCAUUAUUCUUCAUGAGUUGGAAUCUGGCUGGUGGAUAUUGGCUUCAAUCAACCUCACGAUCCUGCCAGGCACAACAAAGAUACCAGCUGCUAAAGGCAAAUCUGCUGAAGAACAUGAAACCAUCGAAUAUUCCUCUCGAGAAGUUAAACCCGCGAUACUACUCCUCGGCGAUAUUCUACGAGCACACUCAACCUUCCUCCUUCAUCAUUCCUCUUCGAUGAGUGCACUCUUUGUUCGAACAAAACGUUCCAAAUUUGUGAGCAUUCUGGGUAGAUAUUGGGAUACAUAUUUCUUGACAUGGAAUGUGCUUAUGCAUGGUAACCCCGCGAACAAUCUAUAUGGUGGAAUAAAAGUUGCUGCAUGUGGAGAACUUGGGGUUGGAGUUGGCGAAGAAGAACGAGGCAGUGGGGAAAGAGAAGUUCUUGAAGGGUUCGUUGGACGGAUGGAUGGGCUCGUGGAUGUGAUAGUUUCCAGAUUUGGAGACGCACAAUCGAAUUCGAAAGACGAUACCGGCAAAGGAUUCACGGAACAACGGCCGAAACAAUCUGCCCCUUGGCUAGGUUCUGGUAACGAGCCCGCGACAGAAGAUGGCGCAAUUUUCCUUGGUACUGGAGCUUUGUCGAGAAAAUCGCUAAGGGAUGUCUCACAUUGGGUUGAGGAUCUCUAUAAAUGGGGUCCAUAUGCUUAUGGAUUACUGGACAAUCCUACUUCUGCUCGCCGCGCAAAGAAGCAAAGUAGGCCUAGGCCAAGACGUGACCAGCAACUUGGGAAUACGAAAAAUGCUGCUCGACCAACGUCCAGUCUAAGUAAAGAGGUCCCAAUUCAUGAUGGACCUCAUGAUGGAUCUCAUGACGGACCUGGGCCUAGUGGACCAUCAAAUAUUAGUACAGGCGAACCUAGCCCAUUGGUGGAAGAAAAUAGUGAGAGUGAUGGACCUAAAUCUCAAUUCAUGCAACCACCUCCAGCGUUCCGUAGAAAAUCCGUAAGCCAUACUAGUAUUGAAGGCACUGAAGGUACGGAUGGCGAAUCAACGAGUCGGACAAUUGCGCAAUACUUGAAAUUCGGUUACGGAACUCAUUGGUCUUUGGGUGGAACUUCUGCAAAAGAACAAAGCAAUUCCCAAAGUGCCUCAGCUCCCUCCAUUCCUUCUAUCGAUGGUACCACCGAAGCAACUGGGAGAUCGACACUUAUACCUGAAUUUGAUGACUCCAAAGGUCAUUAUUUAGUAGGUCUAUUGGGUGACAUUGAGACUGAAAUGGAUCUACCUAUGGAUCCCAAUGUUGAAAACGAGGAUUCCGAAGAUCAAAAUCAUCGACUUGUGCUUCGUACAUUAACAGUUGAAUUGGAACGUGAAGGGGAUGCUCGUCAAGAAGCUGAUAUCAGCAUUGAUUAUUCCGACUUUAACCCAUCAUAUAGACCCACCAGUGGUUCGGAGCAUACGGCCACCUCUAACGCGUCAUUCGAAAGUCAAGAUCGAAAUAAAACGAAAAAAUUAAGGGUCGUGGCUUAUGCAAGGAAACCUUUCAUCUUCGUAUUCCUCUUUGAAUUACGAGCAGAUUCCCUCGCAUUAGAAGGUUUUUAUCAAUAUCUCCAUAAACAACUUGAAUCCCUCAUCAAACCCCUUCUCAAAUCUACAUCUUUUCGUGCACCCAAACCCGAUAUUCCCAUUUCUCCUCUAGCGAAUAUCAACAAUCCAACAGCUCCCAUUUACGAUCUCCUCUGGGACCCCAAAACUCUAACCCUCAACUCAAAUAUCCCCAAUAUUCCCGAUCCUCAACAAGUUCAAACACAAGAACAAAUAGAUCGUCUCCCCUGGUCACGUAUCGAAGCCCUCAACACUCAUCUCCAAAUCCUUCAUACAUACAUCGCAACCACAACUGAUAAAAAUACCAUGGAACGUACAGCCAAAACAUCAAGAGGUUAUUGGAUUCUCUGGACACGAAUUCCGUCGCCUACGGAUUUAGUCUCGACUACAACAUCAAAUGUCAAGGUACCAACUCUGAUACCCGAAAAUUCAGCAGAAAGUCAGACAAGUAGGUCAUUUAAGGGGGAAACGAGUGAUAAGGGGAGGAUAGAUAAGGACGAGAAGAGCAAAGCUAUUAGUACGACGCAAACUGGGGGUACAGGGUUCAGUGGGCCUGCACAUCCGUUCUUGGACACAGAGGCGGGGGAAAGAGAGGGGGUGGAAAAAAAUCAUGAUAAAGAGAUUUUUCUAAUAAGGAGAGCGAGUGAUUAUGUGGAGUCUGGGGGGCAAGGUAGGGGUUAUGGGUAUGGAUAUGGAUAUACUGGGGGAUGGAUGGGUGGUGUGGGAGGGGGGAAUGCAGGAGGAGUAGGGACUGGGGAUGCGGGGUGGGGGGCUGCUGGGUUGGGUUUGGAUACUAAGAGGUAUAUUGAGGGUUUGUUGAGUUUAAAUCGAUAG
Messenger RNA from Sclerotinia borealis F-4128, 2718 nucleotides. NCBI's taxonomy places the organism in Eukaryota, Fungi, Ascomycota, Leotiomycetes, Helotiales, Sclerotiniaceae. The record is from the annotation of a GenBank genome assembly.